UCUAGGGGUGUUCCUCAACGCCCUCUCAACACCUUAACACCUUUCGCAACGCUGCGAGUACACAUUUCGUCCGUCUACAAUCGAGUAAUCGCACAUACUACACGUGCAUACAUACUUAUAUACAUACAUACAUAAAGACAUUUGUACAAUAUUUGCCAAUUAGGCACUUACUUCAAAUCGUUGAAUUUAGUGCGAUUUCGGCACUCGCGCCCUACGUAUCUUCACACGCGCUCAGUGAAACGCGUCAAUGUGAAAAGAAAAGAAAAAAAAACCAAAAACCGUUUAACGUUCAUUUUUUCGUCCGUGUUUAGCGGUCGAUGGCUAAAGUUAGUCGCUAAGUUGUUCGCUUUGACGUUUUUACAAUGUUUUGACGAUUAACGUCAAUUUAUAUGCUGAAAGCCUACUAAUAAAAGAAUUUGGUGCUGAUAAAAAAUGUUGAUUUUUUCCAUGGGAAAAAUUGUGAUCCGCACUUUGCUGCCGUUCGUGAUUGAUUUGUGAUAUUUUUCUUGUGAUUGUGACUGUGAAAUUAUUCCUUUCGUGUGCUCCGAGCCGCCUGAUAAGGUUGAUUUACUAUAUGAGCACAGAUGCAAUAUAAUGAUUGUGAUCUUAAUUGCGAUUUUUGCAUUGACAAUGAGCAUGACUUGUGCAACCAUAAUUCCACUUUACAAUUGGACGCUUAAGAGCUUAUGAGCUUUGAUUUAAUGUGCGAUUUGUUGAGGUUCUCCCGAUAGCGGAGCCAGAGAGAAAAAAGCAACGGUCAGGACUAGCACUGAUCAUAUGCGAGGAAUACGGAUUUUAAGGCAAAGAAUGUUACCCCAGUUAACGCUCAAUGCCAAGAAUACUAUUUUACUUAUGGUAAUGUUUGCCUUUGUAGUUCCAGCUUAUACAAAAACAAAAGACUAUGUCCUAAUGCUAACGACCCACAACGACCGAGCGCUACAUAUAAAUGACGUCGGCAAGGUGACUGCAGCUAACAUAGCAUUUGCACAGCCUAUAAGCAUGGAUAUUGUUGGUGAUCCAUUCAAUGGCGAUCCAUUUUUUAUAACGCUUUAUGCCAAGCAAGUUGGGCGUUAUUUAUGCUUUCGACGUGGCAGACUAGAGGGAUUGAAACAGCUCACCCGCGAUUGCCAUUUCAGUGAGACCAUCGAGCAUGGCCACUACAUGUACGCGAAUGCCUACAACUCAACGUUAAGGGUGGGCUUUACAAAGCGCUUUAAGCCUAUCGGACCGAAGCGUCUGAGGCAUGGCCACAGCUUCAGCAAGGAUCAUUUCCUUUUUGAGCGCCGCCGUUUAGAGGAUAUUAUCAUAAGUAAAAUCACCGCGCCGCGCAUAGUGAAGCCAAAAACCACAGUCUCCACCACUACCACAACCACAACCACAACAACAACAACCACCACUACCACCACUACACAUACACCCAAAGUCACGCGCAUCCAACGUUUUCGAAAUAAUGCACAUAAAAACACCAACAGCAAUGACAAUAGACAGGAGACCCCACAACAACAACCACAAAACACAACACAGCAACAACAAGAACUGCAUACAGAAGCUGCAAAGAGUAUUACUAAUAAUAAUAAUAGCAAUAGCAAUAGCAAUAACGGUAAAAACAACAAUAAUAAACAUAAUGAUAGCCAUAGUCAGAGCCAGCAUAAUAACAAUAGAGUUAACAACAACCACAGCAACAACAACAAAGUUAAUAAGCAACAACAGUCCAUCACGGGCAGUUUGCUGGAGGAGCGCCUUCGCGAAAUGACGCCACGCGCCGAGCAGCAUCCCUUGCGUCACGACCGCAAUAGUAUUGAGCGCAAGCAGCAGCAACGUCGACGCCAACACAACCGCCGCAGGCAGCAGUUAAAGCGCCAGCAACAGCAACAUCUAUCAUCGACGAAAAAUGUGAUGCGUCAUCAUCACAACAACAGCACAAAAAUGGCACGCCGACGUCAACACGAACGCGAGCAACUACUCCGUAAGCAAAGUCGUCAACGGCAGGUCAUGUUGGCGCGACAUGAGCGCGAACAGCUGCGACAGCAAGAUUUCACGUCGACACGCGGUCCCGACGCGGCAGCCAGUUCAUCGGCAACAGCAACAGCGGCGUCAGCGCUCACCGCGACAGCGGUUUCUUUGGUGCCAACAACGCUAAUUGAUCUAAUGGCUAUGCUGGCGGCGACGCGACGUAAGCGCGGGCGGCGGAAAAAGCAACAAGUGGCAGAGACUGAGGCGGAAAACGAGAACGCAAGCGCGGGCGCGGGUACCAGCGACACAACUAAUAGCGGUAACGGUAGUGGUGGUGAUGGCGCGCAAGCUGAUAUGCAAAUUGCGGUGGCACAUGCAACGCCAAGUGAUGCAGCGAGUACUGAUGUAAAGCGACAAAAAAAGACGCGGCCGGUGCUGGAGCGGUCAGUCGAGCGCGCACAACGACGCGCUGCUCUAACUGCUGCUAUGCAGGGCGACUUUGCUCUACCAGUGCAUAGACAUCGGCAUCAGUAUCCGCUACAACAACAACAGCAGAAACAACUACAACCAGAGCGGCGAUCGCAGGCCGUUGUGGAACCAGUGAGCGCAGCGCCGCAAAAUGUUGCUGAGCAACAAACAGACGAAUACUCAAAUAGUUAUGUUAAUAGUAAUUUUAAUCGUAAUUAUAAAACCAUAAAUACCAAUACUAAUAAUGCUAAUGCUAAUUUUAAUGAUAACGGUAAUGUUAAUGAUAAUAUUAAUGCAAUACCUGCCUUGCCAAAAAACUACUUAUACGAACUAAACUCGCAUCAGCGCGCCGUUGAUUAUGAUGUUCAUAGUCACAUAGAUGACGAAGAUGAUGAUGAUAAUGAUAAUAAUUAUAGCAAUAACAGUAAAAAAAACUACAGAGAAAGCAACAAUAACAAUAGCCGUAGAAAAAGUAGUAAUAGUAUGAAUAGUAGUAGGAAAAGUCAAAAAAGUAGUGAUAACAUUAACCCUAGUAUGACUGAUUAUAGUAGUAGUAGUAGUAGUAACGGUAAUUUUAAGUUUAGUCAACAACAGCAACAACCACAACAACAGCAACAGCGAACACUUAAACACAAUAGACGUAGAUAUCGACGACGACGAGCCGUUGCUGCCAACGAAGCCACAAACGAACCAGAAAUGACGGCUUCAUCGGCAACGGCUCAUGACGAAAACGACGAGGUGCUGCAACAUAAGCAUGUUGCUGCCGACAUUUUUGAUAAGCAUGUUGCUCUGCAACAGCAAGAGCUUGAUCAACGCGUGCGGCAGCCCGAAGGCAUUUUGGCCAUAAACGAAGUUAAAGAAAUCGCCGCGGAAGUGAAAACAGCCUCCGCAGCGAGUUUCGAAAGCCAAACAAAAUUCGAGAUAACGAAUACGAAUACGAACGCGAAUGCGUAUAAAAAUACAUUAAAUCCAAAAACGAAUAUGAAAAAUGCGAAUAUCAAUACGAAUACAGAUAAAAUUAGCAACAACAAAGAAAAUAUUGCUAAAACUAGUGUUAAUAGUAAAAAUAAUGUUAAACUACAUGCAGAUAACGGUGACUUCUACACAAGCACCGCUACUACCCGCAUAAGUGAUGUUAUUGCCAAUGAAGUUGAGGUUGCUGCUGUUGCUGUUGCUGGCACCGACGAGCGUUCGGCUCGUUCGGCAGCCGACGAAGUACAUGACAAUAAUGUGCAGCGUAAUUUUUUUUUUGAUCGACGCUUGCCGUUUUUUCGUCAACAUAGCAUCAAUAACAACAACAAUAACAAUAAUAAUAAUCAUAUUAUGCAUAUUGUUAACAAUAAUAUUAAUAUGGAUGUCGUAGCAAAUGAAAAUGAAAAUGAAAAUGAAAAUAUAAAAGAUGAAGCUAAUCAAAUUAGUAUGAAUGAAAUUGCUAAUGCUUAUCAAGCGCCACAAAAACAACAACAGCGACAACAACAACAACAACAAAAUCUAAUUAAUAACAAUAAUAAAAAUAAUGCGGAAAAUGUUGUUGUUGCUGUUGCCGGUGUUGGAACAGGUGUUAUUGUUGCCGGUAAUUUCGCUUUGGCUGCUGCACGCUUAGCAAACGCAAACAAUUACGAUAAUCAUAAUGUUAUUGAUGCUAUAUACAACAACAACAACCAUAACUACAAUAUAAAUAAUUAUAAUAAUAUUAAUAAUAAUAAUAUUUACAACAACAAUGCUAAUCAUAUUAUGUAUGUCAAUGCAAAUUAUAACGGUAAUAUAAAUAUAUAUAGAAAUGGAAAUAUAAAUAAUAUUUAUGAGCAUUUGUUAGCCGCUUAUCAUAAGCGUUUAUUUCAUAGCUUAAAUUAUGCUAAUACUAAUCACAAUGUGAAUAAUAAUAAUAAUAAUUAUAAUAACGAUGAUGAUGACCAAGGCGUUGCUAACACGGUUAAUGAUGAUGAUGAUGAUGAUGAUGAUAAUGAUGAAUGGAAAAGAAAUCAUAAUAAAUAUGAUAUGACUAUAGUACAAUACAGUUAUGCAGUUGUCUUUUAUUAA
This is a messenger RNA of Ceratitis capitata (Mediterranean fruit fly), 4461 nucleotides long. RefSeq names its product homeobox protein 2. Gene Ontology annotation, molecular function: growth factor activity. Lineage: Eukaryota; Metazoa; Arthropoda; Insecta; Diptera; Tephritidae. The transcript has 5 exons. The coding region runs from base 778 to 4461 and encodes 1227 amino acids. The record is from RefSeq and is a predicted model, not a curated record.